AUGGACCCUGAGUAUGUCCCAUUACUUAGGGCCGGAAUCCCGGAUCAGUCCUUCUUCGGUCGGCUCUCCUUUGGUCAGGUCUCCUUCGCCAUCGGAUCUGGUUCGGUUUCCGUUUCCAACCUGGAGGAUCCGUUUGUGGACGACGCCGCUGAUCCUGCUCUGGCUUCGCCAACCCGUCCUUUGGUUUCGCCCAUCAGACCUCCUCCUGACUUUGAACAGUUGAUGGCCUUUGCCGACCGGCAAAUCAACCUGGCCCGCGCUUACACCGCUAAGCGUCGACCUGCCCCCAUCGCUGUUCCUGCUCCCAGGACCCCGGAGCCAAGGACCCCAGAGCAAAGGAUGAUUAGGACUCCGGAGCCCUGGUCCCUUUCGCCUAUGACUUCCUCACCUUCGGUGGAUGCCCCUGUUGAGGAGUCUGGCUCCCUGUUCCGUGAUCCGGUUGACCCGCCUUGUACGCCUCCGCCUCGUACUCCUCCUCCUCGUGAGAUGGAUACCCUCGACCGCAGCGUUGAACGGCAACGGAUUCGGGCCCGCGAGCUCAGCGCAGAGGCCAAGGCGAAGUUUGCGCAGAUCCGGGCUCUACUAUCGGAUUGGCCUGCUCCCCAGAGGCGGUACGCGCCCUCUCACGACUACAGCACGGACUCGCCUACGCCGCAUACCAUCUCCAACUGGGACUCGACCUUGGAAGAGGAUCGGGUUUCGGAAUACUCCUGGACCAAGGGCGCCUUCCCUGUCGCCUCUCCCGAGCUCCCUGGAGCUCUGGCAGAGUGGGAUUCGCCGGCCGCCUCCCCUGUGUAUUCUGGAUCCCCAGUCGCUUCUUCCUCUGGUUCCGUUGGCUCGUCUGGUUCCGUUGGCUCGUCUGGUUCUGUUGGCUCGCCUGGUUCCCGUGGAUCAUCUGGAUCAUCUGGUUCUUCCGGCUCUCAUGGUUCCUCUGGUUCCGCUGGCUCCUCUGGAUCUGGUGGCUCCUCUGGUUACUGUGCGUCCCCUGGAUCUACCGGAUCUUUCGGUACUUCCAGCUUUUUUGGGUCCCCUGGUUCUUCUGGUUCUGCCGAGGAAUCUGGAUCGAUCUCUUCCUUGCUGGAGCUUUAUGGUCCUCGUUCGCCCGUGCCUGCGCCUGUUCCCGUGCCCGUUCCCGCGCCUGAGCCUGAGUUUGACCUGGUCACGUCCACGAUCACGACCCAGCCCAAGGGCAUGAAGGCAGUCACCCUCAAGAUCACCCGCCGCGUUCCUCGGGUUAGGUCUUAG
Molecule: messenger RNA, 1245 nt
Organism: Colletotrichum scovillei
Lineage: Eukaryota; Fungi; Ascomycota; Sordariomycetes; Glomerellales; Glomerellaceae
Exons: 2
Coding region: 1-1245 (414 amino acids)
Source: RefSeq, a predicted model, not a curated record